AUGGGAUGGGUAGAUGCGUCCAGUGCCAACAUUCUCGUUCGCUCUGCCGCUGGUAGUCCGAUUUCAUUGUCGUAUUGGCCCAACAGCACUUCGGUGACUUCGAGCAUCGCCCUUGGCUUGCCUUCUGUCCACACCGAUUUCACCCUGUCCGCCCACCUCCCCAAUCUUCAUCCCAACACCCUAUACCUCUACAACACGACCGUUGGUCUCGAAGGGUCUUUCGUGACUCGGCGCGAGUCUCACAAGACGUCAAAGUUCACUUUGUUAAGUACGAGCUGCCAGAAGCCCAACUGGCCUUACAAUCCUCUUCAGCAUCCUCUUGCGAUCAACGGCUGGGCGCAUGUGGAGAAGGUGGCCGCGGGGAUGAGUCUGAGGCCAGAAGCGAUGCUCUUCCUUGGCGAUUUCAUCUACUCGGACCUCCCUUACGCCGUGGCCGAGUAUACUUCAUCCUACUACCGCCUUCUCUAUCGCCAAAUCUACGCCAGCCCCUCAUGGUCUCCAUUCCUCCGCUCGAUCCCGUGGCUACACAUGUUUGACGACCACGAAAUCAUCAACGACUACGCUCCUUCUCCCGCCUUAUCAAACGUGUUCGAGGAAGCUAUCGAGCCUUUCCUUCAUUAUCAGCAAUCCGUCAAUCCCCCUCCUCUCGUUCCUUCUCAGCCAACAUACUUCUCGUUUGAUCUUGGGAAUGUUACAUUCUUCACUCUCGACUGUCGAUCUUGGCGUUCCCCUCAGCCACAUCGAAGAGGGGACAAUUCGACGGCGGGCUACGGCGCAAGGACCAUGUUGGGAGAGAGACAACUGCUGGAAGUUGGCAAAUGGGUAGAGCGAGGACGGGAGAAGGAUAUGUUGCUGGUUCUCGUAUCAGGGGUACCCAUGACGAGGAACUGGGCUUUGGGACGGGACGAAAUGGAUAGCUGGGGAGGAUAUUUGGAAGAGCGAGAGGAGAUACUCGAGAUGUUAUGGAGUUCCGGUGGCGCUGUUGUGAUCUCUGGAGAUAGGCAUGAACAUGCGACGACUCUGUUACCUCCUCCAGCGUCUUCCAAUCACCCUUAUUCAUCAUCCGUCAUUGAAUUCUCCACAUCGCCUCUAUCCUUCUUCCAUCAGCCCUGGACUCGCGAAUACAUACCUCACCCACCUACCGAUAUAACUAUCUACCAUCAGUGGAAGGGAGAUAGUCGUUUUGGUGUAUUUGAGUUUAAUACUGAGGGAGUUGGGAAGAAGGUUACUUUCAAGCUGGUAGUUGAUGGCGAGUACGUUUGGGUUUACGAGUGGACGAAGGGACAGGAAGUCGAGGUUGUGGAUAGGGGUAUUUGA
Molecule: messenger RNA, 1317 nt
Organism: Cryptococcus amylolentus CBS 6039
Lineage: Eukaryota; Fungi; Basidiomycota; Tremellomycetes; Tremellales; Cryptococcaceae
Exons: 4
Coding region: 1-1317 (438 amino acids)
Source: RefSeq, a predicted model, not a curated record